Molecule: messenger RNA, 624 nt
Organism: Seminavis robusta
Lineage: Eukaryota; Bacillariophyta; Bacillariophyceae; Naviculales; Naviculaceae
Source: the annotation of a GenBank genome assembly
AUGAACCCUGAUGGUACUCGAAUGCCCCCACCCUACAACAUGCAUGUGGAUGACAACUUGUAUGCUGAUGUCCGGUCACACCUGACUAGAACGAUCUGUGCCAGUGUGGCCUCUCUGUUCGAUGUCUUGGGUGUACCCAACAACCCUCUUGUGCCUUCUCCGCUGAGUGGAGACAAGUUCGAAGCCUGGUACAACUACCGCAGGAAGCUUGUGGGUAGGAGGUUCGACUCCAGAACGCUUACUGUUGGGAUGCUCCCACACAAGAAGUCCCAGCUCUUGGAACUGCUCCAACUGUGGUUUGUCCGGGAGAGUUUCGACCUGCUGGAGAUUGCCCAUUUACUUGGGACAUUGGAGAACCAUACCAAGUAUGCCAGGUGGGCACGUUGCUGGUGCUGUGCACUGCAGAAUGCUGUCCGCAGGGCCCUUGUUGCUUGGUUCCACAUCGUUCAACGUCGAUUCAAUCGGCAGGGCCGUGAAGCCCAUCUUCGCCGGGAACUCCCCAAGUCCCUGCUUGGCCGUGUGGAAUCCAUGAUCCACCGUGAACGAGCUAAGCUCCUUUGGACCACCCGCCAGAGGUUUGCAGUGGAUGAAGACAUGAGGGCAUCUGUUGCCCAUCUGCUAUGA